AUGGCUAUUCAUCCGCCAGAGCCAUACGACAAAAACAAUGAGUGGAUUGCGGCGGCCAAGGCCAACUUCCCACCCUACAGCCAGGAAUUCCCCGACGAGAAUGCCACCAGGAGGUUCUCCAACGGCAAGGCCCCUAGGGACAUAAUAGCUUCCAGGUUGGGAGUUAAGGAACUAUUGAAACCAUACAUCAGAGAGGAUCUUGAGCUAGGUGACCUACGCAUUGGUGUUGCCUUUGCCUCAGGUGGCAGUGGAUACGAUCCUUUAACUUCAGUACUCACGGUUGCUACAUCGAGUACUGGACAGCUGGAGUUAUUCCAUGACUAUAAGGAGAGGCUAAAAGCUUUAGUCGGUGAACAGGAGAUGACACGUGUUAUAUCUGAAGGCAUAUACUUCACGGUCUAUGGGGCAAAUGACUUCACAAAUAAUUAUUUCUCACAAAUUUCUAUGAGGCGCUAUCAAUAUGACCUUCCUUCGUACAUAAGAUUUCUUGUUUCUUCAGCCGUCAACUUUACAUUGAAAUUAAAUGAGAUGGGUGCAAAGAGAAUUGGGUUCAUUGGCAUUCCACCAGUUGGAUGUUCUCCUUCACAAAGAGAGCUUGGAUCAACAGAAUGUGAGCCAGUGAGGAAUCAAGCAGCGCAAUUAUUCAACUCUGAAAUCACAAAGGAAAUCCUUCGGCUAAAUGCAGAACAAAUUGUUCUAGGCUCAAAGUUUGCUUAUCUUGAUAUGUACAAUAAUUUACUUGAUCUCAUUCAGCGACCUAAUUACUAUGGUUUCACCAAGGUCGCCGAAGGAUGUUGUGGCAGUACAAUGCUAGAUGUAGCAAUAUUCAUUAAAAAUCGUCCUGCAUGUCCAAAUGUUCAUGAUUAUAUUUUCUGGGACAGCUUCCAUCCUACUGAAGAGGCCUACAACAUUGUUGUUGAUAAACUCUUUCAGCAAAAUUUACAGGACCUGAUGUAA
Molecule: messenger RNA, 957 nt
Organism: Lolium rigidum
Lineage: Eukaryota; Viridiplantae; Streptophyta; Magnoliopsida; Poales; Poaceae
Product: GDSL esterase/lipase At1g20120-like
Exons: 7
Coding region: 1-957 (318 amino acids)
Molecular function (GO): hydrolase activity, acting on ester bonds
Source: RefSeq, a predicted model, not a curated record